Messenger RNA from Oncorhynchus mykiss (rainbow trout), 2514 nucleotides. Its product is annotated as adapter molecule crk. Lineage: Eukaryota; Metazoa; Chordata; Actinopteri; Salmoniformes; Salmonidae. Gene Ontology annotation, molecular function: receptor tyrosine kinase binding; signaling adaptor activity. Gene Ontology annotation, biological process: cell migration; enzyme-linked receptor protein signaling pathway. The record is from RefSeq and is a predicted model, not a curated record. Gene Ontology annotation, cellular component: cytoplasm.
UUACAUCCGGUGGAUGAGGUCAAUCUUUCCCCAAAGAUCCGCCAUUUCAGCCUCUGAGUUUUAUAUUGCAAAUUACUUAAGAGAUUUAUUUUAAAACGCCUUGACAAAUAAAUUAUAGAUUUCUGGUUGCCACAAUUAAUUCUUAAUUAAGGGGUUAACUGUAUUGUUUCGUGGGACUCUGUGAAAUGUACAUAGAUGUAACGGUUUAAAGCGGUAUCGAUGCCAUGAUUUUUUCCCGGAGCGUGUUCCUUAGUGAACCAAAGUUUUUGUAUGAGAUGAAUCCCGAUUGCGAAUAGGGAGAGGCAAGGGGAAGGCCUUGGAUCCUCGGAGUGGAUUUGGAGCCAUGGCCGGGAAUUUUGAUGCCGAGGACCGUGCUAGCUGGUACUGGGGAAGGUUGAGCCGACAGGAGGCGGUUUCUCUCUUGCAGGGUCAGAGACAUGGCGUGUUCCUAGUCAGGGACUCGAUUACCAGUCCUGGGGACUACGUGCUAUCCGUCUCAGAAAACUCAAAAGUCUCACAUUAUAUAAUUAACAGCAUCAGUAACAACCGGCAAUCUGGAUCAGGUCUGGCCCCCCCACGGUUCCGCAUCGGGGAUCAGGAGUUUGACGCCCUACCCGCCCUGCUGGAGUUCUACAAGAUCCACUACCUGGACACCACCACUCUGAUCGAGCCCAUCAGCAAGGCCAAGCAUGCAGGCUUCGUGAGCUGUGCCGCCGCUGCAUCAGGCGGCGCCCUACAGGAGGCAGAGUUUGUUCGCGCCCUCUUCGACUUCCCUGGCAACGACGAGGAGGACCUGCCCUUCCGCAAGGGCGACGUGCUGCGCGUGCUGGAGAAGCCUGAGGAGCAGUGGUGGAACGCGGCCAACCAAGAGGGCCGUGUCGGCAUGAUUCCCGUGCCCUACGUGGAGAAGUACCGGCCUGCCUCGCCCAACUCCGUGGUUGCUCCGGCGGCAGGGAGGCCUGGCGGGGCAGGAGGAGUAGGCGGAGUACCGGCAGGUGUUGGAGCCAGCACUACCGACGGAGCAGCUCCCCAGCUGCCCCCGCCUCUGGGGGAGCCGGGCCAGUAUGCCCAGCCUGUGGGCAAUACACCCCUGCCCAACCUGCAGAAUGGGCCUGUCUACGCCCGUGCCAUUCAGAAGAGAGUGCCCAACGCCUACGACAAGACGGCGCUCGCCUUGGAGGUCGGAGACAUGGUAAAAGUGACCAAGAUCAACGUGAACGGCCAGUGGGAGGGCGAGUGCAAGGGCAAGCAUGGCCACUUUCCCUUCACGCACGUCCGGCUUCUGGACCACCAACACCCUGAGGAUGAGAGCUGAGAGACACACUUAGUCUCACUCCUCACUUCACAAAAUCCCUCUGUGAUUGUUUCUCACAAAUGAUAGAAAGAGCACACAGGAUAUACGGACUACAGUGGUCAGGAGUUGCAACUCAGCAGCUGUUGUUGCCAAUGGGGCUGGAGUACACUCCCCUCCCUUCACAUACACACACAGAAUAGAGUUUACACUUCCACCCCAGUAUUGAAGUCCUGAUACACGACACACAGCAGCGUUUAUGACCCCUCUCCCAUGUUAUCCACGAAAUCCUCCUCUACACACACAUACACACGUACGCACGCACACAAUUCAGAUACUUGUGUAUAUGUGGCUUCUCUCACAGACUCAUGGAUCACCCUUUUGUAGUAACGGACUGUGAACUUGGCAGUGAGAAGAGUAGCCAUCCUGACUCCUAAUUUUGACUCCCUCUUGUGGAGACAGAUGCUCACUGCGACUGAAACCGACCAUUGCUGCACUUCACAGACAGCAGGAGUUACCACAGCACACUCCACUACUCACCACAGGGGCUCUAACCCAGCCCCUCUCUGCUACAAACCCCACACUACAAACCCCCAAGUCCUCUUUUUGUACUGAAAUGAAAAAUAUUAUGAUAGAAUUAUGACAGGUACAGCAACUGCCAAAAGAAAGGAAACACUUGAGUAAAUGAUGGAUACAAAGUAUUUUGAAAGCAGGUGCUUUCACACAGGUGCGGUUCCUCAGCAAUUCCUAAGCAAUUAACAUCCCAACAUGCUUAGGGUCAUGUAUGAAAAUGCUGGGCAGGCAUUGUUUUGGCUAACAUGGCUAUGCCCCCAUAGGAUGACAAUGCCCCCAUCCACAGGGCAUUAAUGGUCACUUAAUGGUUUGAUGAGCAUGAAAACGAUGUAAACCAUAUGAUGUGGCCAUCUGUCACCAGAUCUCAACCCAAUUGUACACUUAUGCGAGAUUCUGGAGUGGCGCUUGAGACCACCAACAAAACACCAAAUGAUAGAAUUUCUCAUGGAAUGGUGUCACAUCCCUCCAAUAGAGUUCCAUCCAGAAACGUGUAUAAUCUAUGGCAAGGCACAUUGCUGUUCUGGCUCAUGGUGGCACAACGCCCUAUUAAGACACUAUUGGCGUUUCCUUUUUUUGGGCAGAUAUAUAUAUAUAAUAUAGUACCAGUCAAAAGUUUGGACACACCAACUCAUUCAAGAGUUUCUUUAUUU